AUGCAUCGACGUCGGGGACCGAACUUUACCUAUGUCAGUGGAUGCGUGAAAUAUAUGAUUUUUGUUUUGAAUUUUAUAUUUUGGUUAUUUGGUGGACUCAUGAUAGCUAUUGGACUCUACGCAUUCAUUGACAAAUGGCAGGCGACUGGAUUAAUAAAGCUGGACACGAUAUACGAUGUAAUGCUAAACAUCAGCCUCCUGAUCGCAUUGCUGGGUGGCGUCGUGUUCAUCGUGAGCUUCGCGGGUUGCGUCGGCGCGUUGCGGGAGAACACAUGUCUCCUCAAAUUCUACUCUCUAUGUCUCCUGAUCCUCUUUCUGGUUGAGAUGGGAGGUGCAGUGUGUGGCUUCGUGUUUCCUCGGUCUCUUCACGGAUUGCUCGAGCUGAGCUUCACGGAGCGAAUAGUCCACGCGUAUAGAGACGAUCCCGAUCUCCAGAACUUCAUUGAUUUCGCGCAGAGCGACUUUCACUGCUGUGGUCUUACAUCGGACGGGUAUAUGGACUGGUCGAAAAAUGAAUACUUCAACUGCUCCUCACCAUCCGUGGAGAGGUGUGGGGUUCCGUUCUCGUGCUGCAUCAACGCCACAGACAUAUCAUCCGGCCUAGUCAAUAUUAUGUGCGGAUACGGCGUCCAAAAUUCACCAGUCGCCGAAGCAAGCAAACGCGUUUGGACGAGCGGCUGUAUCGAGAUAGUUCGCUCGUGGGCCGAACGCAACCUGUACAUGAUUGCGUCGGUGGCUUUAGGAGUAGCGUUGUCGCAACUUUUCGUUAUAUAUCUCGCUAAGACCUUGGAGGGACAGAUUGAGCUACAAAAAGCAAGGUGGCAAACAUGA
Messenger RNA from Parnassius mnemosyne (clouded apollo), 831 nucleotides. The record is from the annotation of a GenBank genome assembly. NCBI's taxonomy places the organism in Eukaryota, Metazoa, Arthropoda, Insecta, Lepidoptera, Papilionidae.